Molecule: messenger RNA, 1627 nt
Organism: Nicotiana tabacum (common tobacco)
Lineage: Eukaryota; Viridiplantae; Streptophyta; Magnoliopsida; Solanales; Solanaceae
Source: RefSeq, a predicted model, not a curated record
CAAUGCGUGAGAUGUACAUUGUUUUUAUGGUCCAAAAUUAGUCUCCCAUGAUUUGUCUAUAAUGCGUUUUCUUGGCCCUCAAAUUUCUCAUUAUUGUCAUUUACCACCCAGCAGUUCAGGCGAAUUUUCCGCCAUGACGGAGAGCAGUUCUUCCUCCAUAGCCCCUUUGCUUUUGAGAAACAUAUUAACAUCUGCUUUUAUCUUCGCUGAUAAACCCUUCUUCCUCUUAGCAGAAAAAUACAAACUUCUCGAAUUUAUACGUUGGUUCCUUAUUCAAUCUUUUCUCUUCUUUCUUAAACUUUUUCCAUCUGGAGAAUAUGACAACAGCUACCCUUUGAAGCCUCAAAAGGGGGAGAUUUAUUCUCCGGCAGCCGUGGGAGGCGGCGGUGGAGAGUCGGGGAUAUCGAGAGCGUUGACGCAAGUGUUGUCAAUUGUGAAUGAUAUUCCGGUGAGUUCAAGGAAAUAUGAGGUCGUGAGAUCACUGGCCGAGAGGCUAAUUGAUGAGAAUCUGUUGGAGGGUAACGAAGCAUUAAGGGAAGUGAAUUGCGCCGCCUUGUCGGCGGCUUUUACGAGGACACUUGGUCAGCUUGAAUCCGCCGUGGCGGCGGAAGAAGGCGGAAUUGCGUCCGGUGGGGAUGGUGGCGAUUACAUCGGUAAGUUGGGCCGCGGAUUGAGGGCGAUUAGGUAUUAUGGUGACGUUGUGUGGCAGCGGCGUAGGGCGAGGAACCAGCUGAGACAAUUCGGAUGCUCGGCUGAGAAGUUGGCGGCGGAGUUGCUGUGGUUGGCUCAGAAGAUGGCAGCUUGUGGUUGUGUUGAUGAAGCUGUUUAUAUGUGGGCUUCGGCUUCACAGUUGGCUUGGCUUUCUCUUUCUGCUGAGGCGCGGCUUCAGGGGUCUCUUGUUAAACUUUCAGCUUUCUUAUUCAAGAAAGCCAGAGAAAUAGGAAAAGAUGCAGAGGAUGAAGAAAGUACGAAAGAACAUCUAAGGCGGACAAACAUGAACAUGUUGAUGUCAUGGCUGCCAUUGCUAUGCCGAGCAAGCAAUGGCACAGACACUCCAGUCUUGAGCAUUAGCGAAAGGGCUGAGCUUGAAAGAGUAUUGGAGCAGAUCAUUGGAACAUUGGAACAAGAAGAGGAGCAAGAAAAGGUCUUGUCCCUCUGGCUUCACCAUUUUACCUAUUGCCCUUCUUCUGACUGGCCAAACCUCCAUGAUUGCUACACCCGCUGGUGCACAGCUUCUCGUAAGCUCUUGCUUCACUGAAUUUUCUAAAAAGAACUUUCAACUUGAAAAUGGAGUCCCAUCUUUCUGCCAAGGAAGGGGUCUCUAGGGUGGCGCAAAAUGUGAAGUGGAGGAAAAGAUUAUAUUGCUGUGUUUAUUCCUCUAUCUGGUCCUUUGGUUUCUGCGUUGUACCUAUCGCUCUUAGCAGAAAAAUGCCUAUGAAGGCCCAAAGUAACAUUUGUAUCAGUUAGCUAUGUUUUGUGAUUAUUUUAGUUUUUCUAGUGGUUUAAUUUACAAGUCGAAAGCACACUUACAUGCAUAUGCACGUUUGGCUGUGUUUAUAUAGUGCUUGAAUUCACAGCAAAUUGAGCAGAGUAGUUUACUUUUAAUUUCAGGCCUCAUUUUCUUUCA